Messenger RNA from Rhizophagus irregularis DAOM 181602=DAOM 197198, 222 nucleotides. RefSeq lists its product as uncharacterized. NCBI's taxonomy places the organism in Eukaryota, Fungi, Glomeromycota, Glomeromycetes, Glomerales, Glomeraceae. Gene Ontology annotation, molecular function: protein binding. Gene Ontology annotation, cellular component: cytoplasm. The record is from RefSeq and is a predicted model, not a curated record.
AUUGAAGUUGGUAAUGAUCCUUAUGUAAAGAUUUUUCGCUCUCAUAUGAUAAUUUUAAAUUAUCGCUCUCCCUAUUUGCGAAGAAUUUUAUCAACUAACGCUAAUAAUAAAAAGAAUGAUGAUGGAAUCUUGGUACAUAUUAAAUUACCAAAUAUUUUUCCUGAAAUUUUUCAAAUGAUUUUAAGAUAUAUUUAUGGGGGAAGACUUUUUUUAGAGGAAUAU